Messenger RNA from Colletotrichum higginsianum IMI 349063, 630 nucleotides. RefSeq names its product Nitrogen starvation-induced glutamine rich protein. Lineage: Eukaryota; Fungi; Ascomycota; Sordariomycetes; Glomerellales; Glomerellaceae. The transcript has 3 exons. Bases 1 to 630 code for a protein of 209 amino acids. The record is from RefSeq and is a predicted model, not a curated record.
AUGUCUGCGAACGAUUACUACGGAGGUGGCGGCAGCGGCCACGGACACAACCAGGGCUACGGUCAGCAGCAGGGACACAACCAGGGCGGCGGCUACCCUCAGCAGCCCAGCUAUGCACAGGGCCAGCAGCACGCCCCUCAGUCGCACUCCCCGUACCAACAAGGAGGCGGCUACAACGCCCCUCAGCAGCACGGAUACGGCGGGCCCCAGCAGCCGACCUACGCCCAGGGCGGCUCGCAGCACCAGCAGAGCUACGGCCACGACAACCGAGGCAGCUCGCCCUACCCUCCCCAACAGCAAUACAACCAGCCGGGACAUGCGCCCUCCCACGGCGGACAACCCCAGUACGGAGGCCAGCCUCAAUACGGUGCGCCCGGUGGUCCCGGCGGUCCCGGACAGGAUGAGCGCGGACUCGGCGCAACAUUAGUCGGUGGCGGAGCUGCCGGAUGGGCGGCUCACAAGGCCGGCGGCGGUCUCCUCGGCACGCUCGGCGGUGCCAUCGCAGGAGCUGUUGGCGCCAACAUGCUGGAGAACAAGUUUGAGAAGAAGCACAAGAAGGAUAAGAAGCACAAGAAGGACAAGCACCGCAAGCGCAGCGGUAGCAGCAGCUCGAGCUCCAGCAGCAACUAA